Medicago truncatula (barrel medic) is the source of this 615-nucleotide messenger RNA. RefSeq names its product F-box protein SKIP23. The coding region runs from base 1 to 615 and encodes 204 amino acids. The transcript has a single exon. Lineage: Eukaryota; Viridiplantae; Streptophyta; Magnoliopsida; Fabales; Fabaceae. The record is from RefSeq and is a predicted model, not a curated record.
AUGUCAUUGUUGUCACAUUGUAUGCCAGGACGUUCACUUUUGAAAUGUGGCAAUGAGGAUUGGAAGGUGAUGACUGGGAUAUCAGGUAGCAUGGGAGACAUCUAUAUUUUCAAAGGGCGGCCUUAUAUGGUCGAUGAAACUGGUAGAACAGUUACUGUUGAACCAGACUCAAGUGUCCAGUUAAUGGAUGAAUCUUUGGUUGUUGGUGGGAACAUGAAAUUCUUGGUGGAGAGCGAGGGCGAUCUGUUGUUAGCUGACGUUUAUGAGUGUGUGGGUGUUAGGUUCUCUGAUCAUGAUCCCGUAAGGAUUGAUUUCUUUAAGCUUGAUGAGAAGGAGAAGAAGUGGGUGAAAUUGACGAGUUUAGGGGAUACAGUUGUUUUGUUCUUAGGCAUGGCAGGUUCUUUUUCUAUUUCUGCUUCGGAUUUGUGUGUUUCCAAAGGGAAUUGUGUGAUUUUUAUGAAUAAUAUAUUCGAACUCGAACCAUUUCUGAACAUGGAUCCUGUGAGCUUUGUUUUAGACUUGGAUGAAGGUCAGCUUACGCGUUUGUCCGAUUCUCCUGAAUAUUCAAGAAAAAUUAAAUAUAGUGACGGGCAAAAUCCGUCUCUAAAUCAAUGA